AUGCGUACGAAGAGGGCAAGCAGGAGAAGGACCAGCAGGGAAGGCCUCCUGGGCUGCCUCCAGCUCCUAGCGGCCCACGAGGCCAACCUCAAGGCACUGGACGCUAACGGCAACACGGCGCUUCACUCGGCGGCGGGGUCGGGCGCGGCGGCGGCCGCGAAGUUCUUGCUUGGGUGCGGGUUGUCGGUUGCCGACAAGAACAAGGACGGGCACACCCCAAUGGACAUCUGUACCCUCCACUGCCCAGCGGAUAAGAAGAGAACCAUGCAGCUCCUGCUAGAGGGGGGAGUGAAGGUAGGGGAAGAGGACCGGGCGGCCGGGGGCGAUUCCGCCGCCGCCGCCGCCGCCGCCGGCCCGCACGACAAGGAGAACAGACAUGACGUCGGUGACAACACCGCUGCUGCUGCUGCUGCCGUCGCAGCUCCCGCGUUCGGGGGCGAGGUGACGAGAAGCAGUGGCGGCGGCGCAACCAACGUUUCCGAGACCGGCCCGAUGGCGGUGGCCGUUGCGGGGCACGACGCGGGGGCCGGGGCGGUGGCGGCGGCCGACGUCGCCGUCCCUCGUACCCCUUCGACCGGCG
This is a messenger RNA of Ectocarpus siliculosus, 580 nucleotides long. The record is from the annotation of a GenBank genome assembly. Lineage: Eukaryota; Phaeophyceae; Ectocarpales; Ectocarpaceae.